AUGUCAUCUCCAACCUUGGAAGCAUUCAAUCCAGUAGUCGCCCUCCUCCGCGAACAUGUCAUCCCAAUACCCCCCUUAUCAGAAUCCACCAAUUCCCUGAGACGAUUCUGUUCGUCCCUUGUCUCACCAGAAACAAAGAUUGUCCUCAUUGGAGACGCCUCUCACGGUACCUCCGAGUUCUACACUGCUCGUGCCGAGCUUACCAAGCAUCUUAUUGAACACCACGGGUUCAACAUCGUGGCUGUCGAGGCCGAUUGGCCGGACGCCGAGGCAGUCGACCGGUAUGUACGACAUCGACGCAAGACACCGCGCUCGCACGAAGCCAGCAUAGGUCCCCAGGGAGAAACAAUCAAGGCGGGUCGUGAGCCAGCUUUCUUGCGUUUUCCGACGUGGAUGUGGCGCAACCAGGAGGUACAAAGGUUUACUGGGUGGCUAAGAUUGCAUAAUUUGGGAAAGGAUCCUAGGGUUGUGGACAGCGUAGGGUUCUAUGGGCUAGAUCUGUACAGCCUGGGGACGUCAAUGAAAGCAGUAAUCGAGUAUCUGGAAGGUGUGGAUGAAGAGAUGGCGGAGAAGGCGAGACAGAGGUACGGAAGAAUGAUGCUCUGGGCUGAAGAUCCCCAUGAAUAUGGUUUGGAGGCCCUUGGCGCAGGCUUCAAGGGGUGUGAGCAGGAUAUUGUCAACAUGCUGAAGGAUUUGUUGGAAAAAAGGUUAGAAUACGUGGAGAAAGAGGGCGACGGAGAAGAGUUUCACGGCGGAGAACAGAAUGCGCGGUUAGUUAAAGAUGCCGAGCAGUAUUACAAAGCCAUGUAUUAUGGCCGGGAUGAGUCCUGGAACCUGCGCGAUAGGCACAUGUUCGAGACUCUAGUACGCGUUAUGAAGCAUCGCAGAGAGCAAGGCCCGGCUAGGGCGGUGGUCUGGGCACACAACAGCCAUAUUGGAGACGCACGAGCGACCAGCAUGGGCUGGGCACGCGAAGAGCUGAAUAUUGGGCAGUUGUGUAAGGAAUCAUUUGGCAGACAGGCCGUGAACAUUGGCUGUUCUGGUUAUACGGGCACCGUAGCUGCCGCCCGUCGCUGGGACGGAGACAUGCAGGUGAUGCAAGUCCGCCCUGGAUUACCUAGCAGCUAUGAGGCUCUCAUGCAUGCCACAGAGAUUCCAAGCUUUGCUCUCGACCUUCGGGAAGGUCAUUGCGACAGACAACUGCGCCAAGAGCUCAUGAAGAAGCGACUAGAGCGGUUCAUUGGGUGCUUCCUGAGCAGUUCGAUGGCAGAGGAUUUGACCCAGCGGCAACUCCCAAUUAACAACUGCAUCAUUAUGUCUGAAGCAAAGAAUCGUGAGCGAGGACUGCGAGCCGCUCUGAACAAUCCUCGGGUUUCCGAGGAGGCGAAGAAGCACGAUCGGGAGCUCCUAGAGAAGGAGUUCGGCGAGCACUUUGAGGAAAGCAAGACGCCAGAAAAGGCUCGGCGCGCUUCUCACAGCAAACAUCAGCCAAAAGUCACCGAGAGUGCUGCAAGUGGUUCCCAAGAAGCUCAGCCAGCUGCCAGGAAAGGGCGCAGAGCCUCGAGUGGGGAUGCGCCCCUGCAUCAGAUUGGAGAGGAGAAAGAGAGAGCAAAUGUCAUACGUGGGCUCAAGGCUGCUUUGAAGAACCCACAUGUCUCUGAAAAAGCUAAGGAAGUCGACAGAAAGAAACUUCAAGAACUGGGGGAGAAUAUUGAGUAG
Molecule: messenger RNA, 1719 nt
Organism: Thermochaetoides thermophila DSM 1495
Lineage: Eukaryota; Fungi; Ascomycota; Sordariomycetes; Sordariales; Chaetomiaceae
Exons: 5
Coding region: 1-1719 (572 amino acids)
Biological process (GO): response to antibiotic
Source: RefSeq, a predicted model, not a curated record